AUCAGUUUUCUCAUUCGUUUUUGGCAGCUGCUACAGAGAGACCACUCCGUUUCAGAAUGGAUUUUGUUAAAAACUUUGUGUUAACAAGCUUCAAGCUUAACGAAGAUAAGUGGAAGAAAUGUCUUUCCGCGGAGGACAAGAAGAAAGUUCUGGAGGAGUUUCUGGACUCGGAGGAAAACUUGAUGCUGUGCGUUUCCGUAAAUGCAGCCGGAGACCUGGCGCCCUCGCCGGAAUACAGCUGCGGCUCUGACCGCAAGGUACUUUUCAAGAAGAAGAAGAAGAUAAAGCUGACUGGAGAGAACAUCAGAAGAAGCGUGCUCGUUGGGAACCUGUCUCCAGCUCUGCAGGACCAAGUUUCUAAUCUACACCAGAACAUGUGUGGCUUGGGAGUCCACACUUUUAAGAAGAAUGAUCACCCAACAGCUUUGAGUGAAGACUUUAAAGAGUCAGUUGUGAAGUUCCAGAACAAUCUGCAUCAGCUAUCAGGCCGGAUCAACGGCAGAACCAUACUGGUUUACCCUGUGAACUUCGAAAAAGUGGAACAAGCUGCCCUGGAGAUGGACAAACAGAAGCCAUUGAAGGAUAAAUCCCUGACUGUGAUACUGGAGACUACAGUUGUUAAUUGGAGCCACCAGCUGGAUCCCAUCUUACAGAUAAACAGUCCCACUCUGCAGGAGGGAAGUCCAGCGCUGUACUCUGAGCUGCACUUCUGGGAACACAGACAUGCAAACUUGGAGAACAUCUCCUCUCAGUUGGCAUCCUCUAAAGCACAGAUAGUUGUGGAGCUGUUGGAGGCUGCAAAUAGUGCUUAUUUUCAACCCUGGGUGAAAAUCUGCAAGAGCAUUUCUGAAGCUUUGGAAGAUGCAGACAACAUCUGCAUCUACAUGAAGCCCCUGCAGAAGCAGUUUGAGAGGACUGAGAACUUGGAGCUUCCUGGCAUGAAGAAUCACAUUGACCCUCUGAUGGUGACAGUUUGCCUCGUGUGGGCCAAUUCCAGAUACCCCAGAUAUAAAUCCCACUUCAUCUUCCUCCUGCGGGAGAUUGGUGGACUCCUCAUCAAACAGGCCCAAGUAUAUCUAGAUCCUGAUAAACUUCUGAGUGAAGAUGCUUCCGACAGUCUGAGGAGGCUGCAGAAGAGCCUGGAUAUUCUGCAGCUCUACAGAAACUCCUAUGAGAACCAUGGAGCCAACCUGACAAAAUACAAGAAAGCAGGGAUCCCUCUCGAGCCGUGGAGCUUUGACCCCACACAGGUUUUCCUAGAAUUGGAUAGGUUCACUGUCAGGCUCAAAACAAUCAAGGACAUCUUGUUAAUGACUCUGGACCUGGCAAAGCUCGAGACACUAGUUGUUGGUGACUUCAAUUAUCAAGAAUUCGACAUGAAGAUAAAGAAGCUUCACCUUCAGUUCUUGGAUGCCUACAAAGUCUUUACAGAGAAGGCUGCAGACAAGUGCGUGGACAUGAUCCAUAAGGAGUUUGAAGUUGCUGCGAAAGAGCUGACAGAGAAAACGGAUGACAUUUAUCAGCAGAUAGGAACUAUCUUCUGUUGUGUUUUUGACAAUGCCUCAGUGCCGUGCAACGCAUUCAAGACUGUGAAGAUGUUUGGCAGCCUGUUGGAGCAUCCCCUAAUCGCUGCAGAUGCUAAGGGCAAAUUUUCUUCACUUUUGAACAUGUUCGACACAGAGUUGAACCGCCACAAACUCCUCUUCAACCAACAUAUGGAGAGACUACACUGUCCAGAUUUUGUCCCGAUACAUCGGAGUUUUCCUCCAGUAGCUGGAGAACUUCAGUGGGCCAAGAAUUUAAAGGAGCAAAUCCAGGUCUUCUUCUCCAACUUGAAGAGCGUCCCCCAUAUGGACCUGGAGGCUCCGGAAGCAGUCCAAGUGCUGCAGAAGUCUGAAAGGUUGAUUCAAAAUCUGGACAGAUAUUCCAGUAGGGUGUACAAGGCAUGGGCUAGGGAUGUGGGCCAGCUCUCCCAGCAGAGCCUCAGUUUGCCGUUAAUCAAACGAAACCCGACGACCCGGCUCAUCUCGGUCAACUACAGCCCGCAGCUGAAGACCAUGCUCAGAGAAGUGAGGUAUUUACAGAGCCAUCCGGUCCACAUCCCAGAAGAUGCCAUGCAGAUCUACAAGACCAGUGAGCAACUGCGGGAUUAUGUCAACAACCUGGAACACAUCGCCCUCCAAUACAACAAGAUGAUCCAGAAAGAGCUGAUUGUGGAGGCUCCUCUGGUGCAAGAUCAGCUUCUGGAGAUUGAAUCUGAGCUCAGAAAGGCUGAGGAGAGUCUGAGCUGGAACAGUCAAGGAGUCUGGCAGAACAUCCAGCAUGUGCGACACCUUGUGUGUGAGCUGGUCAGCCAUCUUCAGAAGACCAAGGACAAUAUGGAGGAGAUCCAGAGCUGCAUAAGUUCAUGGGCCAAACCCAUGUUUGACAGGAAGGAGGGAAGUAAAGAUUUCCUGUUUGCCCUCGAGGACUCGUCUGUGAUGGUGAACAAGUUUUACAGUCUGAUACGAUCAUCUGGGGAGAAGAUUCACUCAUUGCUUAAGACCAAUCAAGAGUUGUUCAGAGCUGAGUCGUCCACUGAAGGAUGGAAGGCCUACGUAAACCUCAUUGAUGACUUGGUUGCAAAAGGUUUCGCUGACAGCAUCAUGUGCUCCCUCCAGUUCUUUUUGAACAUCAUUGAGGGCAAUGUGGUGGCUCCUUUGUUUGAAGUUCAUCUGGAACUGAAGGCUCUCGACAUGGUUUUCACUCCCUCCAUGGAGUCUGGAGUUGGCUGCAGUUUUCCUGACAUGAUGGAAAGGGUCAUCAAUGAUGUGUUCAGCAUGUCCUCACUGGUGCCACGCCUCGCUGAGGACAGCCCCUUUCCCCACUAUCAGGAGCAAAUGGAGACGAGUGACUGUCUAGUACAGCAUCGACAGCUGCUCAUGAAAUUUGUGGAGCGCACUGUGGCUGCAUGCAUAGACUUUUGUAACUUUCUGAAGCGCUACAGCUACCUGUAUAAGAAAGACAGGAAGACAUAUUUUUGUCAGUUCCUCCUCUUUGGAGAUGAUCUGAAUAAGGGUGACAUAGAGGUCGACCUUGAGGACAAUGCCCCACAGAGUCCCCCGACACUGGAGAACUUCAGAGAACAGCUGGACAGUUAUGAGAGGCUCUACAAGGAGGUGGAGAGUCUGGACCCUGUCCGUGUCAUCCAUGGUUGGGUGAAGCUGGACUGCCUUGGCCUUAAGGUCAUUCUUCUCAAUUCCAUCAAAAAGUGGAGUUUAAUGUUCAAACAGCACCUUGUAGAUGUAGUAAUCAAAAGCCUUUCAGACCUUGAAAGGUUUAUUACCAGAACCAAGGAGGACCUGAGUCAGGAGCUGGACGAGAAGGACGACAGCAGCCUGGUUAACGUCAUGGGUCACCUGCUCGCUGUUAGAGAAAAGCAGCAACUUACAGACGGCAUGUUUGAGCCCAUACAACAGACUGUCAGUUUGCUGAAUGAGUAUGAACAGGAACUCCCAGAGGCGGUGUGCACACAGUUUGAGGGGCUGCCAAACAAGUGGAAGAGUCUAGAACAGCUAGCGAUCUCAGUUAAAGAGAAGGUGGCGUCCUGGCAGAGCGAUCAGGCGGCCCAUCUGAGAGAGACGUUUGCAUUAUUUGAAACAGAACUACUCCAGUUACGGGAAUCCUUCAACAAAAAUAUGCCCAUCAGCAAGGAGACCUACCAGUUCCUGGAUGACUUCCAGCAGCAGAUACAGGAGAAAGAGGAAAAAAUGGCCUCACUGUUAGAGUCCGCUAACCUGUUUGAGGUCCCAGCCCCAAAGAACAUCCAUCUGCAACUCUGCAGGCAUAAGCUGAGCCUGCUGAAAGAGCUGUGGGACAUGAUCACUGUGGUGAACACGAGCAUCGAUUCAUGGAAGAUGGCUCCCUGGAUGGAAAUCCAAGUGGAGGAAAUGGAGCUGGAGUUGAAAAGUUUCUAUAAGGAAAUUGGUGGGCUGGAUAGUAAGAUGAAAGAAUGGGACGCCUUCAAAGGUUUAGACAGCGGUCUGAGAAACAUCCUCAUCUCCUUCCGGUCGGUGGGAGAGCUCCGGAGCCCUGCAAUGCGAGGCCGGCACUGGCAUCAGCUGAUGGCUGCUACUGGUGUUCGCUUCACCAUGAAUCAGGACACGACUCUGGGAGACAUUCUGCAGCUCAACCUGCACCAUUAUGAAGAUGAGGUGAGAGAGAUCGUGGACAGGGCUGUUCAGGAGAUGAGCGUGGAGAAGACUCUGUUGGGGCUCAAAUCCACAUGGGAAGGUAUGCAGUUCCAGUUUGAGUCCCACCCGAGGACCCAGCUGCCUCUGCUUUGCACGGAUGAAGAGCUGAUUGAGACACUGGAGGACAAUCAAGUUCAGCUGCAGAGCCUAAUGUCGAACAAGUACAUAACCCACUUCUUGGAGGAAGUGUCUUCAUGGCAGAACAAGGUUUGGGUGAUAGACUCCGUCAUCUCCGUGUGGUUUGAGGUUCAGAGAGGCUGGAGCCAUCUGGAGAGCAUCUUCAUCUGUUCAGAGGACAUUCGGACACAGCUCCCCGAGGACACAGAGCGCUUUAUCAAGAUUGAUGUUGACUUCAGAAAACUGGCAAAUUCAAUGCAUGAAACGCCCAACGUGGUGGAGGGCACCAACAAACCAGGCCUGUUGAAUGAGCUGGAAGACAUCCAGAAAAGGCUCUUGCUUUGUGAAAAAGCUCUGGCAGAGUACCUGGACACCAAGCGUCUGACUUUUCCUCGAUUCUGCUUCGUUUCUUCAGCUGAUCUGCUGGAUAUCUUGUCUAAUGGGACCAACCCACAGCAGGUCCAGAAGCAUCUGUCCAAGCUCUUUGACAGUUUGUCGAGAGUCAAAUUUGAAGCGGAUGGAGAGGGGAAUCCUACCAAAACAGCUGUUGGAAUGUACAGCAAAGAGGAGGAGUAUGUUCCUUUUGAUCACCCUUGUGACUGCAGCGGCCAGGUGGAGGUGUGGUUGAACCGGGUGUUGGACUCCAUGCGCUCCACUGUUCGUCAUGAGAUGUCCAAGGCGGUAAAAAAUUGCCAAGAAAAACCCAGAGAACAGUGGCUGUUUGAAUAUCCAGCACAGGUGGCGCUGACCUGCAGUCAGAUCUGGUGGACAGCUGAUGUCACUUAUGCUCUUUCCAGUAUUGAGAAAGGUUAUGGUAAUUCACUGAAGAAGUUCUACAAAACCCAGGUGACUCAGCUGGAAACCCUCAUCUCCAUGCUGAUAGGCCAGCUCACACCAGGCGACCGGCAGAAAAUCAUGACCAUCUGCACCAUUGAUGUCCAUGCCAGAGAUGUAGUGGAUAAGAUGAUCUCCCAAAAGAUUGAGAACUCCCAGGCUUUUUCCUGGGUCUCCCAGCUGAGACACAGAUGGAGCUCAAACGAAAGCCAUUGCUUUGCCAACAUCUGUGAUGCCCAGUUUAUUUACUCCUACGAAUACUUGGGGAACACACCGAGACUGGUCAUCACUCCCCUGACAGACAGAUGCUACAUCACCUUGACUCAAUCCCUUCACCUGUCCAUGGGCGGAGCUCCAGCAGGGCCUGCAGGCACAGGGAAGACCGAGACGACCAAAGACUUGGGGCGUGCCCUCGGCAUCAUGGUGUACGUGUUCAACUGUUCUGAGCAGAUGGACUACAAGUCCUGUGCAAACAUCUACAAAGGUCUGGCUCAGACGGGGGCGUGGGGCUGCUUCGAUGAGUUCAACAGAAUCUCAGUGGAAGUGCUUUCUGUGGUGGCUCUUCAGGUCAAAAGCAUCCAAGAAGCUGUGCGGGAGAAGAAGAAACGAUUCUUCUUCAUGGGCGAGGAGAUCAGUAUUUCUCGUUCUGUGGGGAUUUUCAUCACCAUGAAUCCAGGAUACGCCGGCAGGACGGAGCUGCCCGAAAAUCUCAAGGCCCUAUUCAGACCUUGUGCCAUGGUGGUGCCUGACUUUGAGAUGAUCUGUGAAAUUAUGUUGGUGGCUGAAGGUUUUCUGGACGCGCGGGUGCUGGCCAGGAAAUUUAUCACUCUCUACACUCUGUGCAAGGAGCUACUCUCCAAACAGGAUCACUAUGAUUGGGGCCUCCGAGCCAUCAAGUCAGUGCUGGUAGUGGCCGGUUCUCUGAAAAGAGAAGACCCUGAAAGAGCUGAGGACCAAGUGCUCAUGCGAGCUCUGAGAGACUUCAACGUCCCAAAGAUCGUGACAGACGACAUGCCCGUCUUCAUGGGCCUGAUAGGAGACCUCUUUCCCGCCCUGGAUGUUCCCAGAAAGGUCAACCCAGACUUUGAGAAGCAAGUGAGGAGUACUGUUCUUGACCUGAAACUUCAGGCAGAGGACAACUUUGUACUUAAGGUGGUGCAGCUGCAGGAGCUGCUGGCAGUCCGUCACUCUGUGUUUGUGAUUGGCAAUGCUGGCACUGGCAAGAGCCAAGUUCUGAAGUCUCUGUAUACGACCUAUAAGAACAUCAAGCUUCGGCCUGUGUGGACGGACCUAAAUCCAAAGGCUGUGACCAAUGAUGAACUCUUUGGAAUCGUCCACCCAGCAACUAGAGAGUGGAAAGAUGGCCUCUUCUCGAGCAUCAUGCGUGACUUGGCCAACAUCACUCAUGAUGGGCCAAAGUGGAUUGUUCUGGAUGGAGACAUUGACCCGAUGUGGAUUGAGUCACUCAACACAGUUAUGGAUGACAACAAGGUGUUGACUUUAGCCAGCAAUGAACGGAUCCCUUUGAAGCCUUCCAUGAGGCUCAUAUUUGAGAUCAGCCACCUCCGCACUGCAACCCCAGCCACGGUAUCCAGAGCAGGCAUUCUGUACAUCAAUCCGGGAGAUCUGGGAUGGAAUCCACAGGUUUUUAGCUGGAUUAAAAAGAGAGAGCACCAAUCUGAGAGGACCAACCUGUUCUUUCUGUUUGAAAAAUAUGUUCCUUCUUGCCUGGAAGCCCUCAGAACGCGGUUUAAGACCAUCAUUCCCAUCACAGAGCAGAGUCUGAUCCAGAUGCUCUGCCACCUACUGGAAUGUCUUCUGAGUCCUGAAAACACUCCAACCAACUGUAGCCAAGAACUGCACGAGCUCUACUUUGUCUUUGCUGCCAUCUGGGCCUUUGGAGGCGCCCUAUCCAGGGAGCAGCUGGUCGACUACAGAGUUGAGUUCAGCAAGUGGUGGGUUGCUGAGUUCAAAACCAUCAAGUUUCCAUCCAGUGGCACCGUGUUUGAUUACUACGUGAACCCAGAGACCAAAAUGUUUGAACCCUGGUCCAAUAUAGUUCCCCAGUUUGAGAUGGACCCAGAAGCACCACUUCAGGGGUGUCUGGUACACACUACAGAGACCAUUCAAGUUCAGUACUUCAUGGACCGCCUUUUGGAGCACUGCAGGCCCGUGAUGCUGGUGGGAAGUGCCGGCACUGGGAAGUCUGUUCUUGUCGGCAACAAGCUGGAAGCCCUGGACCCAGAAAAAUACUUGAUCAACAAUGUCCCCUUUAAUUACUACACAACAUCAGCUAUUCUUCAAGCUGUUCUGGAAAAGCCUCUUGAGAAGAAAGGAGGACGCAUCUACGGCCCCCCAGGCAGAAGAAAGAUGGUUUGCUUCAUUGAUGACUUGAAUAUACCUGAGGUGGACACAUAUGGCACAGUUCAACCCCACACACUCAUACGCCAACACAUGGACUAUAACCACUGGUACGAUCGAAGUAAACUGCUACUGAAAGACAUUCACAAUGUACAGUACAUCACCUGCAUGAACCCCACCGCCGGCAGCUUCACCAUUGAUCCACGGCUGCAGAGACACUUCUCCGUCUUUGCUCUACCGUUUCCGGGAAAUGACGCCCUCACCACCAUCUACAGCUCCAUCCUCUCUCAGCACCUGCAAGCGGGGGAAUUUAGCGCCGCCGUGCAAAAAAGCUGCUCCACCCUAGUCAGCCUUGCACUGGCUAUGCACCAGGGCAUCUUCAUCACCUUCCUGCUCUCAGCAGUCAAGUUCCACUAUAUCUUCAACCUGCGUGACAUCUCCAACAUCUUCCAGGGUAUUCUCUUCUGCACCAGUGAGUGUCUGAAGACCCCUGAAGACCUGCUGAAAGUGUACCUGCAUGAGACCUGCCGGGUCUACAGAGACAAGCUGCUGGAUGAGCCAGACAUCCAGACUUUUGACAAGCUGCAGGCUGAGAUAGUGAAAAAGUUCUACAAGGACAGCGACGAAGUUCUGGAGCAGACCCAGAAGUUGAACCUGUACUGCCAUUUUGCUGGCGGGCUGGAGGAGUCCAGGUACAGCGCUGUCCAGUCCUUGAUUGGACUCAACAAAACUCUGCUGGAAGCGAUGGACAGACACAACCAGGUCAACGCCACCAUGAACCUGGUGUUGUUUGAGGACGCCAUGGCUCACGUCUGUGCAAUAAACCGGAUCCUGGAGGCUCCGCGGGGUAACGCUCUCCUGGUUGGAGUUGGUGGAAGCGGCAAGCAGAGUCUGACCCGCCUGGCUGCCUUCAUCGCCAACUUGGACGUUUUUCAGAUCACUUUGAGAAAGGGAUAUGGAGUAUCUGACCUGAAGAGUGACCUGGCGUCUCUCUGCAUCAAAGCUGGUGUGAAGGACGUCGGCACCGUCUUCCUCAUGACCGAUGCCCAAAUGAUUGACGAGAAGUUUCUCGUCCCGGUCAACGACUUCUUAGCAUCAGGGGAGAUUCCUGACCUGUUCCAAGAUGAUGAAGUGGACCAAAUUAUUGAGAGCAUGAAGCCAGCUGUCCACAGCGCAGGAAUGAUAGUUACAAGAGAGACCUGCUGGAAGUUCUUCAUUUCACGUGUUCGGAGACGGCUGAAGGUGGUUCUGUGCUUCUCUCCAGUGGGAAGUAAACUGAGGCUCUGCAGCAGGAAGUUUCCUGCCGUCAUCAACUGCACAACAAUCAUCUGGUUCCACGAGUGGCCACAGGAGGCGCUGGAGUCUGUGAGCCUCCAGUUCCUGGAAGGGGUGGAGGUUAACGAGCCUGAAGUGAAGGAGUCUGUGAGUAAAUUCAUGGCGUACGUCCACACAAGUGUGAAUCAGGCAUCCAAGGAGUACCUGACCAAAGAGCGCCGCUUCAACUACGCCACCCCCAAGUCUUUUCUGGAGCAGAUCACUCUGUUCCGCAGUUUGCUGGGACACAGGAGCAAAGAGCUCACCGGCAAAAUAAAUCGGUUGGAGAAUGGCCUGCAGAAGUUUGAAAGUGCCGCCUCUCAGGUGGACAAUCUGAAGGUCAAGCUGGCAGAUCAGCAGCUGGUGCUGCAGCAAAAGAACGAUGAUGCUGACAAACUGAUCAAGGUGCUCGGUGUAGAAAAAGAAAAAGUCUCCAAGGAGAGAGCUUUGGCAGACGAAGAAGAAAAAAAGGUGGCAGCCAUCACUGUUACUGUCAGUGCCAAGCAGAAAGACUGCCAAAAGGACUUAGACAACGCUCAACCUUUACUGGAAGCAGCUCUAAAAGCACUCGACACGCUCAACAAAAAAAACUUGACAGAACUGAAGUCCUUCAAAGCUCCCGUGGAGGCCGUGACCAGAGUCCUAGAAGCUGUGAUGAUUCUGAAAGCGCCAAGUGGAAAAGUCCCAAAAGACCUCAGCUGGAAGGAAGCAAAGGUGAUGAUGGCCAACGUCGACAAAUUCCUCAGCUCUCUGAAAACCUUUGAUGGAAGGAACAUCCCAGAGACAUCCUUGAAAGCCCUUGAGCCCUACUUGCAGGAUCCAAGCUUUUGUCCGGCUGAGGUGGCUACCAAGUCCUCGGCUGCAGAGGGUAUGUGCUUGUGGGUUUUGAACACUGUGGACUUCUACAAGAUUUACUGUGAGGUGGAGCCCAAGAAGCAGGCCUUAAAAAAGGCCAACGACGAGCUGCAGGCGGCAGAGAAGAACCUAAAACGGAUCCAAGGCAAAGUCAAAACCCUUGAUGAAAACUACGCCAAGCUGCAAUCCAAUUUUGAAAAAGCGACAGAAGAGAAGCUCCAGUGCCAACGUGAAGCAGAAGAGACGGAGCAAACCAUUUCACAGGCCAACCGUUUGAUGAACGCGCUGGCUUCAGAAAAAGUUCGCUGGACGAAGGACGUUGAAAAUUUGAAGAACCAGGAAAGUACAAUGUGUGGGGAUGUCCUCCUCAUCACUGCGUUUGUCUCCUAUGCGGGAUACUUCACAAAGCACUUCAGGUUCCAUCUUAUGGAAAGCUGCUGGAGGCCUUAUCUCAGUCAGCUGAAGGUGCCCAUUCCAGUGAGUCCAGACCUGGACCCUUUGACCAUGUUGAUUGAUGAUGCUGACAUUGCAACGUGGCAGAAUGAGGGGCUUCCUGCUGACAGGAUGUCUACUGAAAAUGCUACCAUUCUCACUUCCUGCCAGCGCUGGCCCCUCAUGGUGGACCCGCAGCUGCAGGGCAUCAACUGGGUCAAAAACAAAUACGGCGAACACCUGCGGGUCAUCCGCACUGAACAGCGGGGGUACCUGGAUGUAAUAGAGAGAGCGCUGGCAGUAGGUGACAUAGUUCUGAUUGAGAAUUUGGGUGAAACAUUAGAUCCGGUUCUGGGACCCCUGCUGGGACGAGAAACUAUCAAGAAAGGAAGAUACAUAAAGAUUGGAGACAAGGAGUGCGAGUACAACCAUAGUUUUCGGCUCAUUCUGCACACCAAGCUUGCCAACCCGCAUUACCAGCCGGAGCUGCAGGCCCAGUGCACCCUGAUCAAUUUCACGGUGACCAGAGAUGGUCUGGAGGACCAGCUGCUGGCAGCAGUUGUCAGUAUGGAAAGACCUGAUCUGGAAAAACAGAAGUCUGACCUGACCAAGCAGCAGAACCAGUUCCGGAUCACUCUGAAGACUCUGGAGGACGAUCUGUUGUCACGCCUGUCAUCUGCCUCCGGAAACUUCCUGGGAGACACGGAGCUGGUGGAGAGUCUGGAAAGGAACAAAAGCAUGGCUGAAGAUAUCGAGAAGCAGGUAAAAGAGGCCAAAGUGACCGAGGCCAAAAUCAACGAGAUCCGAGAGUACUACAGACCAGCAGCAGCCCGCGCCUCCCUAUUGUACUUCAUCAUGAAUGAUCUCAACAAAAUCAACCCCAUGUACCAGUUCUCUCUCAAGGCUUUCAGCGUGGUGUUCCAGAGAGCGGUGAAGAAGGCCGAGCCAGAGGAGGAAGUGCAGCAGCGAGUGUCCAAUUUAACCGACAGCAUCACCUUCUCAGUCUUCCAGUACACCACCAGAGGCCUAUUUGAGUGUGACAAGCUCAUGUUCGUCACCCAGCUCGUCUUCCAGGUUCUGCGGAUGAAUAAUGAAAUAAACCCUGUAGAGCUGGACUUCCUCCUGAGGUGCCCCAUCCAACCUGGUGGAACAUCGCCAGUGGAUUAUCUGUCCAACCAAGCCUGGGGAGGGAUCAAGUCACUGAGCUCCAUGGAAGAAUUCAGGAAUUUGGACCAGGACAUUGAAAGCACUCCCAACCGCUGGAAGAGGAUGGUGGAGUCUGAGUGUCCAGAGAGGGAGCAGCUUCCAGGAGAGUGGAAGAAAAAAACCUCGCUCCAGAGACUGUGUAUCAUGAGGGUCCUGAGACCUGACCGCAUGACAAACGCCAUCAGGAACUUUGUAGAGGAGAAAUUGGGAAGCAAGUACACAAUGGGGAGAUCAGUGGACUUUGCAUCUUCCUUUGAAGAGUCAGAUUCAGCUACACCCAUGUUCUUCAUCCUCUCUCCUGGAGUCGACCCGUUGAAGGCUGUGGAGGAACACGGAAAGAAGCUUGGCUACACAUUAGACAACAGAAACCUGCAUAACGUGUCUUUGGGUCAAGGCCAGGAGCUUGUAGCAGAGCAAGCCCUCGAUGUCGCAGCCAAGAACGGCCACUGGGUCAUCCUACAGAACAUCCAUCUGGUGGCUCGAUGGCUCAAAACUCUGGAAAAACUCGUGGAGCAGCAUGCAGAGCAAAGCCACGAGAACUUCAGGGUGUUUUUUAGUGCUGAGCCUUCUGCUACACCCGAGACUCACAUCAUCCCCCACGGUAUCCUGGAGAACUCCAUCAAAGUCACCAACGAACCUCCUACUGGUAUGAACGCCAACCUGCACAAAGCUCUGGACAAUUUCAACCAGGUGUCUCUGGCAGCCUGCACACAAGAGAACGAGUUCAAGAGCAUCUGGUUCGCCCUCUGCUACUUCCAUGCCGUGGUAGCAGGGAGGACCAAGUUUGGACCGCAGGGUUGGAAUAGACCUUACCCCUUCAACAUCGGAGACCUCACCAUUUCUGUCAACGUCCUUCAGAACUACUUAGAGGCAAAUCCCAAGGUACCAUAUGAAGACCUGCGCUACCUUUUUGGUGAGAUCAUGUACGGGGGUCACAUCACAGAUGACUGGGACCGCCGACUUUGCUGCUCCUACCUGGAGGAGUUCAUCAAGCCAGAGAUGAUGGAGGGAAAGGUGUUUCUGGCUCCCAAGUUUCCUUUGCCUGGAAACAUGCACUACGAAAGUUAUCACAAGUACAUUGAUGACAACCUACCUGAGGAGUCCCCCUACCUGUACGGCCUUCAUCCUAACGCGGAGAUCGGCUUCCUCACACAAACGUCAGAAAAGCUUUUCUGCACAGUGCUGGAGAUGCAGCCGAGGGACGAAGCAGUCGGUGAAGAAGGAGGGAUGACGAGAGAGGAGAAGGUCUGCGCCACGAUGGAGGAGAUCACAGGGAGACUCCCAGACCAGUUUAACAUGCCGGAGCUUUUUGCCAGAGCACAGGAAAGGACUCCUUACGAGGUGGUGGCGCUGCAGGAGUGUGAGCGGAUGAACUUCCUGAUCCGAGAGAUCCGAAGCUCCCUCCGUGAGUUAAGCCUUGGACUGAAGGGCGAGCUGAGUAUGACCAGCGACAUGGAGAGCCUGCAGAACGCCAUUUUUCUGGACAUGGUGCCGGACAGCUGGACCAAGCUGGCGUUUCCCUCCACACUGAGCUUAGCUCUGUGGUUCAAUGACCUCUUAGCCAGGAUCAGUCAGCUGGAAGCCUGGUCGGUGAGCUUCAGCCUACCUCCAGUGGUGUGGCUGUCCGGCUUCUUCAACCCCCAGUCUUUCCUCACCGCCAUCAUGCAGGAUAUUGCUAGAAGGAACAAGUUGCCUCUGGACAGCAUGACACUGCAGUGUGAGGUCACCAAGAGGAACCCUGAGGACUACUCUUCUCCACCUCGUGAAGGAGCCUACAUCCACGGGCUGUUCAUGGAGGGAGCCCAAUGGGAAACGCAGAAAGGUUUAAUUGUUCCGGCUCGGAUGAAAGAGCUCACCUCCCCCAUGCCAGUGAUUUACAUCAAGGCUGUUCCUGCAAACAAACAGGAAAACAAAGACGUUUACCGCUGUCCCGUCUACAGAACCCGCCAGAGAGGGCCUACUUAUGUGUGGACCUUCAAUCUGAAGACCAAAGAAAAGCCCUCCACCUGGACAAUCGCUGGUGUUGCAUUGCUUCUGCAGGUUUAAAAGAGCACUCGUGUACACAUUUAGUUCUGUCAAAAUAAAAUUACAUUUGUUCAUUCGA
Oryzias melastigma (Indian medaka) is the source of this 13455-nucleotide messenger RNA. Its product is annotated as dynein heavy chain 9, axonemal. Gene Ontology annotation, cellular component: dynein complex. The record is from RefSeq and is a predicted model, not a curated record. The transcript is spliced from 78 exons. Lineage: Eukaryota; Metazoa; Chordata; Actinopteri; Beloniformes; Adrianichthyidae. Gene Ontology annotation, molecular function: ATP binding; dynein intermediate chain binding; dynein light intermediate chain binding. The coding region runs from base 57 to 13397 and encodes 4446 amino acids. Gene Ontology annotation, biological process: microtubule-based movement.